CUUCAUCAUCACUCCCCGCAGGCUUCGUCGACGUCAUCGUCGCAAGUUUCCUUUUCCCCCUCUGCCAAAUCUUCCCAUGUUCAAGCUUAGCUCAAGCUUAGCAAGUCUUUUCUUCUUUUUCUGUUUCUUUUCUCUAUCUCUUUUCCUUUCCUUUCUUGCGAUCCCUGACUACAUCUCAAGGCAGCUGGCUCAAUUACUAUACUUACGCACAGAUAAUACAUAUAUAUAUAUAUAUAUUUAUUCCUAUUCCAUAUUCUCUUCCUUGUUCGAUCCAUCUCGCCAGAUAAGUUACCUCCCCCCGUAUCUACGCCCCUGCUAGGAUCUUCGCAUCGCACGGUGACAAUGACAAUUGAUUGAGUCGAAUAGCUAAAGGACACUC
Molecule: messenger RNA, 379 nt
Organism: Aspergillus japonicus CBS 114.51
Lineage: Eukaryota; Fungi; Ascomycota; Eurotiomycetes; Eurotiales; Aspergillaceae
Exons: 1
Coding region: 77-319 (80 amino acids)
Source: RefSeq, a predicted model, not a curated record